Choloepus didactylus (southern two-toed sloth) is the source of this 505-nucleotide messenger RNA. It is a transcript of the gene WFDC13, whose product is annotated as WAP four-disulfide core domain 13. NCBI's taxonomy places the organism in Eukaryota, Metazoa, Chordata, Mammalia, Pilosa, Megalonychidae. Bases 1 to 252 code for a protein of 83 amino acids. The transcript is spliced from 3 exons. The record is from RefSeq and is a predicted model, not a curated record.
AUGGAGCCUGUGCUUCUCCAGCUCCUGCUGCUGCUCUGCUUAGCACCACAGCUGGUGCUUGGGAGUCCCAAACGGCGCUUCCUGAAGUAUAUCUUGGAACCUCCACCCUGCAGAUCGGCACCUGAAAGCUGCACCCAAAUAUGUACGAUGCAGGAAGAUUGCACAAAAGGUCUUCAGUGUUGUUCUGCUUUCUGUGGGAUAGUCUGCUCAAGGAACAGAGCCCCAAAGAAUAAGAGAGUAAGGUCCAAAUGAGGUCUCAGAAGACUCGCAUGGUAGGAGAGUCAACCAGUGAGCUCCAGGAAGGAAGCCUGAGUGUCUUCUGUGUCUAUUCCCUGCCCGAGGACAAUCCAUACGCAGAGACAGUUGCAGAGUGACUAAGGAUGGGCUCUGAAGCUAAAUACCUGGGCUCAAAUCCAGGCUUUCCCACUUCCUACUUAUGUGGCCUUGGAAAAGUAACUUAACCUCUCUCUGGACAUCGGCUUCCUCAUAUGUAGGACCUGAAUAA